GAGGAAGUAACAGGAUGAGCCACAUGGAGGAGAACUUUAGCCCUGAGGAUGCUCGGUCUCAGCUGGUGACUAAAAGAAAACUCCUCAAGAUGCUCAGCUUAAGCCCAGGGCACAGCCAAGCCCGUGGAACCGAAACAAGGGAGAAGAAAAUGCCAUCAGUGACGUGGCCAGUGAAACCAGUACAUGCCAUCAAGAAACGCAAAGCCUUCUUGGUACAUCGAGGUACCCAGACCGAAGAGAUCCCCGAUAUUUGCAUCGAAUGUGGGAAGGUCUUCAUCCAGAACUCCAGCCUGAUCAGCCCAUGGCCAGUCCAGAGUGAUGACAAACCACACAAAUGCUCCGAAUGUGGGAAAAGCUUUACCGUCCGUUCCAGCCUCAACAGACAUCAGAGAAUCCACACCGGGGAGAAGCCGUACAUAUGUCUCGACUGCGGCAAGCGAUUCAAUGAUAAGUCCAACCUCACUCAGCACCAGCGGAUCCACACUGGCGAGAAGCCCUAUGAGUGCAUUGACUGUGGCAAGAGUUACAGCCGCAGCUCUCACAAGAAGAAGCACCUGAAAGACCCAGCGGAAGAGCAGCAGGAAGUUUGCGCCCAGGUGGACGGGGCCAAUGCCAGCGCCGUCGACGAGAAGCCCAAAGCGAAACAGAAAGCAGAAGUGCUGAACACGUGUACUGAGUGCCUGCGAAGCUUCGGCCACAACGCCGACCUGAUCAAACACAUGCGUAUCCAUACGGGGGAGAAGCCCUACAAGUGUAACAUCUGCGAGAAGAGCUUCAACGUUAGUUCUAAUCUCUUCCGACACCAGAGAAUCCACACCGGCGAGAAGCCGUACGUGUGCUCCGAGUGUGGGAAUUGCUUCACUGACAAAUCAACCCUAGUUCAGCACCAUCGGAUCCACACUGGGGAGAAGCCUUAUGCUUGCCGGUUCUGUGGCAAAUGUUUCAGCCACAGCUCCCACCAUAAGAGACAUGAGAAGAUCCACAACCGAGAGAAUCCCUUGUUCGCCUACCCGAUCCCGUUAAGAACUUUCCAUUUCAUAAUGCCUCCAAAAAGAUCCAGAGGGAAACUUCCUCCAAUAUCCAGUCAUAAAAGACGUCUGAAGGGUCGGUGGAAGUUGGAAGACCAGCAGAAGAGCCUGCUUUUGGCAGAAGAGAAAGGCAAAGAGAAAGGCAAAGCAGGGACCCCCAAUAAAAGGGCCAGGAAGCGAAAGGGCACCACUGCCCCCCAGAGGAGUUAUUCAGGGGAGAACCCUAACAUCUGUACGGAGUGCGGGCAAACCUUUGCUCAGAGUUUGGAUCUGAUGAGCCACCAGAGAAUCCAUGCAGGAGAAAAGCCACAUAAAUGCUCUGACUGUGGGAAAGCAUUUAGCGUCAGUUCCAACCUGAGCAGGCACCAGAGGGUUCACACAGGGGAGAAGCCACAUCUUUGCUCAGAGUGUGGGAAAAGUUUCACAGACAAGUCGACUUUGGAUCAACAUGUGCGAACCCACACAGCAGAGAAACCCUACCAGUGUAUUGAUUGUGGGAAAACCUUUAGCCGUAGUUCCCAUCACAAGCGGCAUCUGAAGAGCCCGCCAGGGAAAUGGCAGAGCAAUUGCACUCCCCCAGAGACCACUGCGGUCAGCAACUCCACCAGCUCAGCUCCUGGCCGCGCUCAAAGGAGCAGAGUUCCUAAGAAGCAAGACUCUCCCUUUGAAAUCCCCCACACGUGUGCAGAAUGCUGGCAGAGCUUCAACCAGACCUCAGACCUGGUCAAACACAUGCGCAUCCACACGGGCGAGAAGCCUUUUGAGUGCAACCAUUGUGGGAAGUGCUUCAACGUCAGCUCCAACCUCAUCCGGCACAAGAGGAUCCACACAGGGGAGAAACCCUACACCUGCUCUGAUUGUGGGAAGAGCUUCACUGACAAAUCCACCCUCACGCAGCAUAACCGCAUCCACACGGGAGAGAAACCUUAUACCUGUAGUUACUGCGGGAAGAGCUUCAGCCGGAGUUCUCAUCACAAGAGGCACCAGAGGAUCCAUGCGGGAGAAAAUCCGGUCUCUUUCCUGCCCCUGUGGCCUUAUCCUAACCAAAUGUACUGAGAGCCAUUCUGCUGGGCAAGGCAGAAUUUCCACUAGACCUCUGCAGCUGAUGGUUCAAUCUUGGUUUCACACUUGCACACAGGUAUUUGGAUACAAAGCAGGAAAGGUGUUUUGGGUCUGGUGUGGGCACACUCACUCUACCUGUCGGUGGCUCUUUAAGGAAAAGUGUCACACAGUGAGACCUGAUAAAGGUGUAGCUUCUUUAAGUUGCUGCUGACAGGCAUGUCACAGCAGACCUAAAACACCUUUCCCAUUUUAGAUCAGAGUGCUAUACAUGUAGUCCUUGUUUAGUGACUGCCUCAUUUAGUGACCAUUU
This is a messenger RNA of Python bivittatus (Burmese python), 2400 nucleotides long. The record is from RefSeq and is a predicted model, not a curated record. Lineage: Eukaryota; Metazoa; Chordata; Lepidosauria; Squamata; Pythonidae.